AUGGAUCCUCGCUACGCAAACUUUGCAAUUUGUUGCGGUAGUUUGCUUUUUCUUACCGGAUGUAUCUCCUUGGUUGUUUUGUUGGUAACUAGAGUGCUACCGCUACAUAGAAGAUCACACAACUUCGAAGAGAAGAACUGUACAGUAAAAGAAAACAACUUGUCAUGCAAAAGUGGUACAUGCGAAUGCAGUCGUGGAACGAACGAAAAAAUUGUUCUGUGCUUGAAAGUGUACGUGUGUCUUGAAUGUGACAAAGAAAAAGUGGCAAACAAAAGCUGUUGUGGAGGUAAAGAAAAAGGUUAUUUACUUCGAAGGGAUGUGCAACACCUGAGUGAUGAGGUAAUUAUUACAUCAUUUUAAUACAAUCCUUUUUUCGGGUAUUUCUGUAGACUACGAGUCCCCCAUUUUUCCGGGCAUUUUUCCUCAAGGAUAGUAGAGCGAGCGAAACGCGAGCGCGCGUGAAAAUCACCCCACGCGAGAAAAGGCGACACGCAUUUUUCUCUCUCCCCGCCGCGUGUCGCCUUUUCUCGCGUGGUGUGUUUUUCACGCGCGCUCGCGUUUCGCUCGCUCUACUAUCCCUGAGGAAAAAUGGGGGACUACUGGUAGUCUAGUAUUUCUGAGGGUCAUUUCUUAUUGUUGCGGAAACCAACAAUGUUGGUUCGCUUUUGUGUUGUGAUGUGGGUAUCAUUCAUUGUCUUUUCAAUCUUUUGUAUUACGUCAUUUAUUGAUCACUAAGAAACUACCCUUUUUUCUGCGGGCGACCAGAGAAUGUCCUGUGACCAGGCUCCACCGCGGAAAAAAUAUGGUAAAAAAUGGAGUAAAACGGCAAACAACAAGAAAAAAUAUUCGGCGAGCGACACGAGCCUAGCUGUACACUGAGGAGGACUACAACUCGGCUCGCUUCGCUCGCCUAUUUUUUUCGCCUUUUUCUCCAAUUGCGGAACCUGGUCCCAGGCUAAUCUCCAGGUUGCUAUUACACAUGCGCAGUACGUUUUCAAAAGAGGUUCUUUUUUUACCCUGCGCUCACCUAGCACUCAGACAACCCCUAUUUCGUUCGCUUCACAUUUGAAGCAAAGGAAAUAAUCAGCUUAAAACUGCAGCUGGGUAUUUUUUCCUUCUAUUUGUUUUGUUCUGUUUUGUUUUAUUAUUAUUAUUAUUAUUCUCUUUUUGUUCUCGCUGCCUGUUUUGACUUGAGUUAUUUGAGUUUGCCAAGGGUCAACUUUUUGUCUAAUAAAUUGUGUGGGUUUCGACAAGAGAGAAUUCUCUCGGCUUUGACAUUGCUAGGUCUUUGCGGCCAGCAAGCGCUAAUUGGUAUGGGAUAUGGUCCCUUUUAUAAAACCGAACAGACGCCCUGAGGGAACUGUCUUCUGGCUACGAAGUCCUUUAAUUUUAACUCCUUAAUUUUAGUGCACUUUCAAGAAGGAAAUAAGCAUUUGCGAAGUGGGAUCACCACAAAACCUGACGGAGAGGUACAGCCUUGGAGCUGGAGUCACAACCAUUUGCUACCGCAACCCUCAAGUCCUGGAUGAAGUGAUUUUAGAGCGGAAUCACAGCAGAGGACAAUGUAGAAGAGACGCGUUGCUAUGUGUCUUAUGGCCAGUUGCUGUGAUCGGUCUUUUCAUUUUGAUUCUCAUUACAGCUUUGUACUUGUGUCCAAGACGAAGGGUUUACAGAAGAAUCCCCUGA
Molecule: messenger RNA, 1686 nt
Organism: Porites evermanni
Lineage: Eukaryota; Metazoa; Cnidaria; Anthozoa; Scleractinia; Poritidae
Source: the annotation of a GenBank genome assembly